Molecule: messenger RNA, 2049 nt
Organism: Eleginops maclovinus (Patagonian blennie)
Lineage: Eukaryota; Metazoa; Chordata; Actinopteri; Perciformes; Eleginopidae
Gene: qtman
Product: glycosyltransferase-like domain containing 1
Exons: 11
Coding region: 17-1153 (378 amino acids)
Molecular function (GO): glycosyltransferase activity
Source: RefSeq, a predicted model, not a curated record
ACGUCAUCGGACGCAGAUGCAGAUGGAGGUUCCUAGGGUUCUGCUGGUGGAGGCUUUUUAUGGAGGUUCCCACAAACAGCUGAUCGACCUGCUGCAGCAGAACGUCUCCAGCUGCACCGUAUGCUCGCUGCCCGCCAAGAAAUGGCACUGGAGGGCGAGGACUGCAGCGCUGCAUUUCAGCCAGACCAUCCCCACCUGUGCAUCCUACAGGGUCCUGUUUUCCAGCUCGGUGCUGAACCUGUGUGAGCUGGUGGCUCUCAGACCGGAUCUGGCCCAGCUGAAGAAGGUUCUGUACUUCCAUGAGAACCAGCUGGUGUAUCCAGUCCGGAAAGAACAGCAGAGGGACUUCCAGUACGGAUACAACCAGGUCCUCUCAUGCCUCGUGGCCGACGUGGUGGUGUUUAACUCCUCUUUCAACAUGGAGUCCUUUCUGUCCUCCAUCUCCUCCUUCAUGAAGAAGAUCCCGGACCACAGACCCAAAGAUCUGGAGCUGUUGAUCCGGCCUAAAUGUGAAGUCCUGUUCUACCCGGUCCACUUCCCCGACGUCAGCAGGCUGCUGCCCGAACAUAAGCGGUUCAGAGCGGCAGAGACUCAGAGCGCACGGAGCUCGGAGCAGGAAGCUGUGAAGCCUCUGCACAUCGCCUGGCCUCACCGCUGGGAACACGAUAAGGACCCGGAGCUCUUCUUCUCCACGAUGAUCAAACUGUCGGAGAAAGAAGUCGACUUCCAGCUGUCCGUGCUCGGAGAGACCUUUACUGACGUGCCAGAGGUAUUCUCGUCGUCCCACCUCCGGUUGUCUCGUCACAUCGUCAGUUGGGGUUUCCUCCCCAGGAAAGAGGAUUACUUGAAAGUCCUGUGUGAGGCCGACGUGGUGGUCUCCACUGCCAGACACGAGUUCUUCGGAGUCGCCAUGUUGGAGGCGGUUCACUGCGGGUGCUAUCCUCUGUGUCCGAAGGCUCUGGUUUACCCUGAGAUAUUCCCAGCAGAGUACCUGUACUCCACACCUGAGCAGCUGUUGAAGCGUCUACUGGCUCUCUGCAGGAGGCCGGACGUCGCCCGCCGACACGCAGUGAAGGUUGACACCACCUCCUUCUCCUGGUCGACUCUAAAGGACCGCUAUCAGAAUCUGCUGUCCCUGAAUGCACCUCUCUAAAGGACCGCUAUCAGACUCUGCUGUCCCUGAACGCACCGCUCUAAAGGAUCGCUAUCAGACUCUUCUGUCCCUGAACGCACCGCUCUAAAGGAUCGCUAUCAGACUCUGCUGUCCCUGAACGCACCGCUCUAAAAGAUCGCUAUCAGACUCUGCAGACCCUGAACGCACCGAUCUGACGCCUGCUGACCCUGAACGCACCACGGCUGGACUCUCAGUGUCUGGAUCUCGGCUGUUUUAUGCGUGUGGUUUUGGAUGGGGGGAGCUAGUGUGGUUUCAGGCGAGGGGGCGCCUUGUGUUUACGUUUGAUCCCCCAGAGACAUUUUCUGAUUCAAGUCUGAAGUAAACUGUUCGUGACAUUCAGAUCGAAUAACAUUUUCCUUACAAGAGGAAAAGAUACUGGGGAAUAUUUUCUAAUGAAUUAAUUUAGAAAAUAUCAUAAAAUAUUUCAGUCCAAAAAAAAAGAGAUAAAUGUUGUCCUGACACACACACACACACACACACACACACACACACACACACACACACACACACACACACACACACACACACACACACACACACACACACACACAGUGUAUUACAGGCCCAUAUAAGCCAUAAUGCCUCAGUGUUUAUGAACUGCAGUAAAGACUUUAUUAGUCUCUUGUAGUGCUCAAGGUUUAUGAUGUCAUCGGGUCGUGAACCUGCGGCUCUGAUUCCUACACAGACUUGUGUGUGUGCGUGCGCACGUGCAACAAGUGUGUACACCCUGCCAUAUUUAAUGUUCAGGUGCAGUGUUCAUUUCGCCAACGAAAACUAUGACGAAAAAGGUUCAUCAACUUCCUUUUUUACAUGACUAAGACGAGCCGAUGACGAGCUAAAAAUAGAUUUUUGAUAAUAAAAACUGACAAUCUGUA